Messenger RNA from Drosophila grimshawi, 531 nucleotides. RefSeq names its product forkhead box protein G1. Bases 252 to 530 code for a protein of 92 amino acids. Lineage: Eukaryota; Metazoa; Arthropoda; Insecta; Diptera; Drosophilidae. The record is from RefSeq and is a predicted model, not a curated record. The transcript has a single exon.
UCACAGAUCAAUGGGCUCAAUUUUGGUGGUGGUGGUUUGGUUUGGUUUGGUUUGCUGCCGUUGAUUUCUGGGUUUGGGUUCUCGGCCUAUUUUUCGGCAACUCACCCACCAGUCUCCGGUGCACCAUCAAGCGUACAACUUCGCGUGCGGCAAUGUGAACUCUGCACUCGCUUCUCCGUUGUGCGUGUGUGUGUGUGUGUGCGAGUGUGUGUGUGUGUGUGGUUGUGUGUGCCCGAGUGUUAAGCUCUAAAAUGACCGAUUUCUCAAUGAACGAUAUCUUGAGAUCAUUUAGAAAAAUGCGCAUGAAUAAGGGCUCGGCUCAAGGCUCCAGUCACCUGAAUCCACACCACCAGCAACAUCAUCAUCAUCAUCACCACCAUCAUCAUCACCAGCAACAGCCCCAAAACUUUCAGCACUAUCCACAGGCGACCGGCGUCCAGCAGUCCAAAGAUUUGAAAAAAAUUAUCAAAAUUCUUAAAAAGCAUGUCAUCAAACAGAAAAUCACGCGAAAAAUGAAAAUUGUCGUUUAAA